UUGGUUGAUCACGUGACCAAAAACUUGCGCGCCUUAACCAGCCUAGGCCAGCCCACAGACAAGUGGGACGUAUUGAUAAUAUUUAUGUUAUCCUCUAAGUUAGACAGUAAUACUUUGCUAAAAUGGGAAGAAUACCGCAAUAAUUUGGACAGUGAUGUACCCACUUUAGAACAAUUUUAUAAGUUCAUGAUCGAUCGCGCUGAUGUACUCGAAUCGUUAAAUCGUAACAAUAAAUCAGAUGUUGUUAGUGUGUCAAAGCCACCUAGCGUUCCUUCACGUUCUGCACCGAACAAUAAUUACGGUCAAAGACCAGUUCAAAAUAAUUACGUCAAAUCAUUUGCAAGCUCAACCAAUAAUUAUAGCAAUAAAAAGCAAAACAUAUUUGCAUGUGUUAUUUGCAAUGAGCGUCAUAGGAUUUAUGAUUGUCCUACUUUUAAGGCGAAGGGAGUUGACGAGCGAAUGAUGGAUGUGACAAAAUAUAAAUUGUGCACAAAUUGUCUGAGGCAAGGUCAUGUUGAAAGUGAGUGCCGCAUGGGUCCAUGCCGCGAGCACGGCUGCACCGAGCGACACAAUAGUCUUCUCCACCGUCCAUCUUCCUCCUCAAGCCACCUCGCUCAAGUAGACGAAGAAGACGCAGUGCAUGUCAAUUAUGCUUAUCAAAAUACAAUUCAAGGCCGUCGAGGUUUAUUAUCCACGGCAAUUAUUGAAGUAGAGAAUCCAGUAAACCAUCAAAAGUUAAAAAUUCGUGCAUUUUUAGAUAAUGGAAGCGAGUCAUCUUUCAUUACUGAGUCUCUUAAAGCCAAACUGUCAUUGAAACCCCGCUCAAUUGAAUCCUUAAAUGUUAUAGGAAUGGGCGAUACUCCUUCUAAACAUGUAAUAAAAGGAACUUGUGAUGUUCAAUUAAAUUCAACAAAAAAUAAGUUUAGUGCUAUUUUAUCUUGUUACGUCAUGGACGAACUUACCGGUCGUAUACCAAAGGCGCCCGUCGAUAUUACCUCAUUCAAUUUACCUCAAAAUAUUGAGUUGGCUGAUCCAAUGUUUCAUCAGCCAGGCCCCAUAGAUGUUGUCAUAGGUGCUGACCUCUUCUGGGAUAUUAUAGGGCAUGAGGAAAUUUCCCUUGGACCAAAUAACCCAAAGUUAAGAAGUUCAAAGUUCGGUUGGAUAGUGUGUGGACGUAUAAACUCAGUUGUAUCUAACAAAAAGAUACUCUGCAAUCAUGCUGUAGUCUCUUCAACGCAAAAUGAAAAUGUUGACAAUUUAGUGUCAAAAUUCUGGGACUUGGAAGAAGUUCCCAAAAAACCAAACUUGAGUAAACCAGAAAGUGAAUGUGAAAAACACUUCCUCACUCAUACUAUAAGAGACGAGGAAGGACGAUUUUGUGUCAAUUUGCCAUUAAAAGAAUCUGUAGAUUGUUUAGGUGAUAGUUAUAAUACUGCCAAAAAGCGAUUUUUUAAUUUAGAGAAACGUUUUAAACGAAAUCCUACUCUUAAAUAUGAGUAA
Messenger RNA from Cydia pomonella (codling moth), 1500 nucleotides. RefSeq lists its product as uncharacterized. The coding region runs from base 85 to 1500 and encodes 471 amino acids. The record is from RefSeq and is a predicted model, not a curated record. NCBI's taxonomy places the organism in Eukaryota, Metazoa, Arthropoda, Insecta, Lepidoptera, Tortricidae. The transcript has a single exon.